AUGGCCAAACUCACGAUCGACUCGACAUACCGCAUGCCCUCGGGUUACGAUAUCCCAGUCCUAGGUUAUGGCGUCUAUCAGACGCCCGCUGAUGUCGCGUCGGAUGUCGUCGCGCAUGCCCUUAAAACGGGGUACCGCCAUGUCGACAGUGCGGUUGGGUAUCGCAACGAGGCCGCGUCCGCAGACGGCAUGAGGAAAUCUGGCAUCCCGCGCUCAGAACUAUUCUUCACUACCAAGGUUCCGCCAAGGCAGCUAGGGUAUGAGUCCGCAAAACAGCACAUUGCGAACUCACUCAAAGAAACCGGCUUCGACUACAUCGAUCUGUACCUCCUACACGCGCCGUAUGGUGGUAAGGAAGCGCGACUGGGAGCAUGGAAAGCGCUUGUCGAGGGGGUAGAGACUGGAAAGAUUCGCUCUAUUGGCGUGAGUAAUUAUGGAGUGCAUCAUAUGGAAGAGCUGGAGAGCUGGAUCAAGAGCACGGAGGAAAAAGAGGGUAAGGGGAAGGGUGGAGUGUUGUCAGUCAAUCAGGUGGAGUUGCAUCCAUGGCUGGCGCGCAAGGAUAUCGUCGACUGGUGUAAGAAGAGGGGGGUCAUUCUCGAGGCAUAUAGUCCGCUUGUGAGGGCGACCAAGAGUGACGACCCUUUACUGGUUCCCCUCGCCAAGAAGUACAACAAGACCACGUCCCAAAUUCUCCUCCGGUGGAGCUUGCAGAUGGGCUUCGUGCCGCUCCCGAAAUCCGUGACGAAGUCGAGAAUCGAAGAGAAUGCGGACCUGUAUGACUUCGAGUUGACGGCGGAGGAUAUGAAGAGUCUGGAUACUGGGGUAUAUGAGCCUUGCGCCUGGGAUCCGACGACGAGCACAGAUUAA
This is a messenger RNA of Trematosphaeria pertusa, 867 nucleotides long. Its product is annotated as Aldo/keto reductase. The transcript is spliced from 2 exons. The record is from RefSeq and is a predicted model, not a curated record. Bases 1 to 867 code for a protein of 288 amino acids. NCBI's taxonomy places the organism in Eukaryota, Fungi, Ascomycota, Dothideomycetes, Pleosporales, Trematosphaeriaceae. Gene Ontology annotation, molecular function: oxidoreductase activity.